This is a messenger RNA of Carya illinoinensis, 3646 nucleotides long. RefSeq names its product glycine-rich RNA-binding protein RZ1C-like. The transcript is spliced from 4 exons. The coding region runs from base 2684 to 3385 and encodes 233 amino acids. The record is from RefSeq and is a predicted model, not a curated record. Gene Ontology annotation, molecular function: zinc ion binding; RNA binding. Lineage: Eukaryota; Viridiplantae; Streptophyta; Magnoliopsida; Fagales; Juglandaceae.
GUUGCUCCAAUCCCACAUUCUGCAAUUCCUGCGGCUCUCUUGCGAAAUAUUGUACAUCAAUACCUGUAGAUAGCGUUGAAGUUCCAAAGGUACAACCGGAAAAGCAGAACCCGAUCCAGUUGAGUUGGGUUUCGAAAACUGAAAACUGAAAGCUAACAAAAUUGCUCUAUUUAACCACCGUUGGUCCAUUACGUACAGAGCAACACUUCGAUCUCUCUGCAGUGGAGUCUCGAGGACUCAGGUCAGCACUAUUUCCUUUCAAUUUCUAAUUUUUCCCGGGAAACAGACAGUAUUUAGGGUUUCUGUUUGUUAGUCUCUGUUGAAUGCUCGUCGAAUUUUAUUAUUCUUUCAGACUUUCAGUAAUUCUUUUUGGUGAGAGAGAGAGAGAGAGAGAGAGAGAGAGAGAGAGAGAGAGAGAGAGAGAGAGAGAGAGAGAGAUUGAUGGCUGGUAAGCAAGGGAACCGAAUAUUUGUCGGGGGGUUGUCGUGGAACGUCACUGAGCGACAGCUACACCAUGCUUUCGGCCGCUUCGGCAAAGUUCUAGAAUGUCAGAUGGAUCUUUUUAUAGAAGCUUUGGUCAGAGUGCUUGCAUUCAAGUUGCUGAAACUGAAUGUUAUUCUUGUGAUUAGAUUAAGCAGAUUUAUAAAGUUUUCAAGCCAGGAUAUACUCAAAUGAAAGAUGGUUUUUGUAUGUGGUUGGGAUCCAUAAGAGAAUCUCAUAAAUUUUGAAUGGAUAUAUAAUGAUGUGAGAGCUGGCAGACAAAACAAUUCACAUGAUGUGACUGACUUUGAGAAGUACCAUGGCAGAGCCUACUGAUGUCCUACGUGACUUUUGUGGCUGGGGAACUGAAGAAUAAUAAAAUGAUUGUUGUUUGGGAAAGUGAUAUGUUCACUCAUUCGCUUGAAGAUUUUUAUUUGGUUUAGCCAAAUGAAAGGAUAUGGGUCUUUUUUAUUAGUUGGCUCUCCCAAGUUUUACACUAGUAAGACUGAAUUGUGAAUAUCCAAGCGGAUGUGAAAAAAGGAAAGGUUUUGCAACUGGAUAGGUUGGCCAUACCUUUGUCUUAUGGAUUCGAAGCGAUGGUGCUUCAUGUCAGUUUGGUUUCCGUAUCGGAGGAUCAAAGAGAUAUAUAUAUGAUUUUAAUCAUAAUUUGAUUGAGGUCGCAUCUAUGAUGGUCUUAAGAUUUUAAGUCAAAUUUAGUUACCCCACACACAUUCUGCAGUUUGUCCGAGUCAAUAAGCCCGUUUAGAUGGCAAUGAGAUACUUGUCUGCUAGUGCAGUGGGCUCAUGGUGUCCAAGGUUCCUGCUUUUGAGCCUUGUCCAAGUUAACAUCUCUGAUUUUAGUAAGUAAAUUCAUCUCUACUGUUUGAGCAUGGCUGGGGUUGUGUGGAUGAGCCUUACCUUUGUCUUUUCUCUGUAUGUGAGCUUAUACAGUUCUUGCCUACAGCCCUCAAACUAUCAGUUUCAGUUUUGCCAUGCCAUGUCAUGUCAUGUUUUUGUACUUGGGAAACUAUAGACUAUCCAUACAGUUGGCCUUAAAAUCGCAUAUACUCGUCUCGACUGGAUUGCUGUGGUGCCUGAAACUGUACUCACAUCUACAAUAAAUAUUGAUGCUUCAUUGCUUCAUGACAUGGUAGUAAUGGACGGAUUACUGACUUCUUUGUCUAAAAACAAUUGUUUGGAGUGUAUUGCAUCAUUGUAUGGCUGCCUGAGAUGCUGAAUCUAUUCAAAUCUGGUGUCUUGGUACUCGCAUCUGCUAUCUGCUUUGUGGUCGUCUGCUUACUCCACUCUACUCUUUGACAGUAUUAUUAUAGAUAAAUGCUUUAGCCACAAAGAGAUCCUACAAAAAUAAAUCCACAAACUGACGUGGCUUGAUGGGAUAUGUUAGAUUGUAAAGCUACUUUGAUUGUAAAGUAGAUCUAACAUAUCAUAUGAAGUUAUGUCACUUUGUGGGUUUAUUUUUGUGUGAUGUCUGUGUCUGUAGCACUUCUUUUAUAGUAUCUAAGGGUACACAGAUCUAGUACAUAUCACCCAUUGUCAUGCCAAUUGAAAGUUAUCCGUAUUAAUUGUAAUGCCUAGGCUCUAUUUUCUACAGUUAUCUUUGCUCCGUGUCAGUUAUCUUCUUCAGCUGAAACAGGUUAUUAGUUUCUGUCAUCUUUCAACAGAGUAUCCAAUUGAUUCUUGCAAUCAUUUCGCUUGUUCUGGUUGAUGAACUGCUGAAGAAGGCAGCAGCACAGUGGGAAAAGUUUGGAUGUAUUUUCCAAAAUGAAGACCAUAUCUGAUUAGUUAUAUUGAUGGUAUAUAUUGAUUGUACUGAAUCCAGAAAAGAUUAAUGAUUGAAAGAAAUGUUUGUUUCUUGAGAAUAUUGCUGCUCGAUAUCCACAAGAUGCUUAUUUCUGGGGGAGUUUGAUUUGGACAGCUAGAUGGGUACAUCCAAUAUUUUCGUCUUUAGAUGCUUGUCAUUGAAUAGAUGGCCUCUUGAUUGGAAGAUACUGAAUCUGAUUGUUUGUCGCUGUUGACCAGAGUAGGUGAGAUUUUGUAAUCAUUUUAGGCCGGAUUAUGUGGUGGGUUAAGACCUUUUAUACUCCGAACGUGUACCAUCUGGCCGACUCUUCUGGGUUGUUUAAGAACUCUUUGCAAUGUGAAACACAUUGCAUUCCCAUAUCCAUAGUGGCAAAGAAACAUCAUGUUGGAAAGAGACACAGGCCGACCACGUGGAUUUGGGUUCAUUACUUAUUCUGAUCGUCGGGGAAUGGAAGAUGCUAUCCGGGAGAUGCAUGGACAGGAGUUAGGUGAUCGGGUAAUCUCAGUGAACAAGGCUGAACCCAAAAUGGGAGAAGAUUUAGACCGUGGUUAUAGGGGAGGAGGCUACUUAUCUGGUGGCAGAGGCAGCUAUGGAGGAGGAGACAGGUCUGCUGGGCAAGAUGACUGUUUCAAGUGUGGGCGCCCAGGGCAUUGGGCGAGGGACUGCCCUUUAGCAGGUGGUGAUCAAGGUCGGGGUGGGGGUUCAUUUUCUUCACGGUCUAGAUUCAGAUCUGGUGGCCGUGGGGAUCGCUAUGCGGAUGAUCGAUAUGAUGGAGGUAGGGACCGCUUUGAUAGCAGAGACAACAAAUAUGGGAGCCGUGAUCAUCGCCCUAUCGGUGACAGGUACCCUUCUGGUGGAGAUCGAUUUGCAAGUGAUAGGUAUCGUGGUUCAGAUCGUUACGCUCAAAAUGGUUAUGGCAAAGACACAGGCUAUGAGAGGGAUGGUAGCUCACGCGGGGCCAAUGACAGGUAUGGAAGUGGAGGAGGAUCAGCAAGGACUGAGGGAAGAAGUUACAGGAACAGACCAGGACCUUAUGAACGCCCCGAUGGGGCAGGGCGCCCAUCUUCCUUUGACCGAUACUAAAUGUUUCGCAUGCAGUUGCGUUACGUCGGAGCUCCUGGGUGUAGGUGUAAACGCUUUGUUACGUUUUUGUUAUUUCUAAUGUCAGGAUGUUACAAUUAGAAUGAGCGGUAGGUUUGGUGAAUUCGCUUUGUCUGGUAAUUACCCUUGUUUUCCGUACAAAAAAAAAACGGCUGUAUAAUGAUCAUUCAAUUAUGGAUGGUGCUAGCGGACCGUGCAUCAGUUAACGUUGGGCGUACCGCUAGCACAAAUGGUUAAUUUUUA